Messenger RNA from Tripterygium wilfordii, 1581 nucleotides. Its product is annotated as putative protease Do-like 14. Bases 128 to 1510 code for a protein of 460 amino acids. Lineage: Eukaryota; Viridiplantae; Streptophyta; Magnoliopsida; Celastrales; Celastraceae. Gene Ontology annotation, molecular function: protein binding; serine-type endopeptidase activity. The transcript has 11 exons. Gene Ontology annotation, biological process: proteolysis. The record is from RefSeq and is a predicted model, not a curated record.
CCUUGCUCGGGCCCGCGCUAAUAGUUCGUAACCACUGGAUCCACCAUCGAGAUGGAUAAACGGAAAAAAUAAAAAGAGGGAAGGGUUUUGCUAGGGCUUUGAAUUUUGAAAUCUAGAGCUCGUGCAGAUGAAUCAACUACUGAGAAAUGCUAUCUCUUCUUCCGCCAGAAAUUCUCUCAUUCGGAUCGUAUCAGUUGCGGCUCUCGGGUCAGGCCUCUUAUGCGCAAACAGCGAUUCGUGUUCCGGAACAAGGAUUACUGUGUCAAUUAAUGCACCAUUCCGCGAAUCUCUAUCACUCCUGCCAUGGCAAUUAUCGGAAAAUUUGAGUCCUCGCCUAUCGUUCCUCUCUGCUGAACAAUGGAAAUUUGGAGAUCUUCCAUUAUUUACUUCUCGAGUUAGUCCUGCUCCAUCCGAGCAUAUAAGGAAGGAAGCUCCUGGAGGAGAAGGAGAUGGUGCAGAACAGUAUAUUGGAUAUAUUGGCCGGGACACUACUGCUGAUGCAGCGACUAGGGUUGGUCCUGCUGUUGUUAUCAUAUCAGUUCCGCUAGAUUUCCUUGGAAUUCCCUACGGAUACAGAAUAUGUUCUGGAACCAUCAUUGAUGCCAGUGGCACUAUUCUGACUUGUGCUCAUGUUGUAGAUGAUUUUCAAGGCAUGAGAAAAAUAUCUAAAGGGAAGAUUCAAGUAACUUUACAAGAUGGUCGGACAUUUUAUGGUACAGUGGUGAAUGCUGACCAUCAUUCAGAUAUUGCAAUUGUAAAGAUCAAUUCUAGGACUCCAUUUCUGACAGCGAAGCUUGGUUCGUCCAGUAACCUUCGCCCUGGGGAUUUGGUGUUAGCCAUGGGAUGCUCAUGCUCACUUCAAAAUACAGUAACAGCUGGUAUUGUUAGCUGUGUUGAUCGUAAAAGUAGUGAUUUGGGUAUUCGGGGACAUCAAAGAGAAUACUUACAGACGGAUUGUGCACCUGAUUUGGGCGAUGCUGGAGGACCUCUUGUUAAUAUCGACGGAGAAGUUGUUGGAGUUAAUAUUAUGAAACUGUCGAAUGCAGAUGGAUUGAAUUUUUCUGUACCAAUCGAUGAAGUUUCAAAAAUUAUAGAGCACUUUAAUAAGAGUGGGAGAGUUAUUUGGCCAUGUCUUGGAUUAAAAAUGGUCGAACUUAAUGAGAUGAUUAUUGCCCAGCUUAAAGAAAGAGAUGCCAAGUUCCCUAACGUUAGCCGAGGUGUUCUUGUACAGAUGGUGGUUCCUGGUUCCCCAGCUGAUCGUGCUGGAUUUCAUCAUGGUGACGUUGUCAUCGAAUUUGAUGGGAUGCCUGUUAAAAGCAGCAAAGAGAUAAUUGAAGUUAUGGAGGACAGAAUUGGAGUGCCAUUGAAGGUCGUUGUGAAAAGAGCAAAUGAUAAUGUGGAGACUUUGACUGUAGUUCCAGAGGAAUCAAAUGUAAAAAGUUCUCUUUGCGACAAGUUGCCCCUUUUGUGCUUCUUCAGAAGGAGAAGCCAAGUAUCUGAUUUUAUUUAAUAAGUGAAAUUAUAGUAACUACGAUACAAUGUAGUCAGUUUUUUAAUAUUGCAAGUUCAGUUUUGUUUGUA